GACAAAUGAGACCUCUGCUUCUAACCAUAGACGUUCAUUUCUAUAGAAAACCCUUUCCACUUCCACCUCCCUCAUUUUUAUGGCGGGAACAACUUCUCUUCUCUCACACCGUAUCCCCUGGAAAUCCCUAAAUUUGAAAAGAAUCCCAUCUCCGCCUCCGGUUCACAACAACAUGUGCUGGGUCGCGGCCAAGUCCGUCGCCUUCUCAGUUCCUCGGUGGUGCUCAAUCGGCCUUCACACCCGUUUCCUCCUCUCCCGUCGUCACUUUGCAUUCUCUACACCAUGGCAACCAAAGCAGGUCAACUGCUCCAAAGAAAGAAAGUCAACAAGCACCAAAUCAACAAAAAAGGUUAGGGAACUAAAGGAUGAUCUUGAUGAGAAGAAUUAUCCUCACAUUAUAUGGUGGAAAGAGAAACUGCAAACAUGUAUGAAGACAUCUUCUUCCCAAUUGGUAAAAAAACUUUCUUACUCUAAUCUUCUUGGUUUGGAUGAGAACCUGAAGAAUGGAAGUUUAAAAGAAGGAACACUUAAUUCCGAAGUACUGAAAUUCAAGUCAAGGUUCCCACGUGAAGUUUUACUUUGUAGGGUUGGAGAGUUUUAUGAAGCUGUUGGUUUUGAUGCUUGUGUUCUUGUGGAAUAUGCUGCUGGAUGCCCUGUUGUGAAUUUACGCCAAACAUUGGAUGAUUUGACACGUAACGGGUUCUCAGUAUGCAUUGUGGAAGAAGUUCAAGGUCCAACUCAAGCACGUUCUCGUAAAAGCCGUUUUAUAUCAGGUCAUGCACAUCCUGGAAGUCCUUAUGUUUUUGGACUUGUUGAAGAUGAUCAUGAUCUUGAGUUUCCAGAGCCAAUGCCAGUUGUUGGAAUCUCACGUUCAGCAAAAGGGUAUUUCAUGGUUCAAGUGUUGGAGACUAUGAAGACUUUUUCUUCAGAGGAUGGUUUAACUGAAGAGGCAAUUGUUACAAAGCUUCGAACUUGUCAUUAUCAUCAUUUGUAUCUUCAUAAUUCAUUGAAGAACAAUUCUUCAGGGACUUCUAAUUGGCGAGAAUUUGGUGAAGGUGGAUUACUAUGGUCUGAAUGCAAUGGCAGACACUUUGAAUGGCUUGAAGGGGAUAUGAUUAAUGAGAUCUUAUUUAGGGUAAAAGAGCUAUAUGGCCUUGAUGAAAAGGUCACAUUUAGGAAUGUCACUGUUGCUUCAGAAAACAGGCCACGUUCAUUGCACCUUGGAACAGCUUCACAAAUUGGUGCUAUUCAGACUGAAGGGAUACCUUUUUUGUUAAAAAUUUUGCUACCCUCAAAUUGCACUGGGCUACCUGCUAUGUAUGUAAGAGAUCUUCUUCUAAAUCCUCCUGCUUAUGCAAUUGCAUCUACAAUUCAAGAGAUAUGCAAACUCAUGAGCAAUGUUUCAUGUUCAAUUCCUCAGUUUACUUGCAUCUCACCAUCAAAGCUUGUAAAGUUACUUGAGUUAAGGGAAGCAAAUCAUGUUGAGUUUUGCAAGAUAAAAAGUGUGCUUGAUGAGAUUUUGCAAUUGUAUAAAGACUCAGAGCUCAAUGAGAUACUCAGAUUGUUAAUGGACCCCACUUGGGUAUCAACCGGAUUGAAAAUCGACUUUCAGACACUUGUGAAUGAAUGUGAAUCUAUCUCCCAUAGAAUUGGUGAACUUAUCUCUUUAGAUGGUGAAAAAGAUCAGAAAACAAGUUCAUAUCCAAACAUACCAAAUGAUUUUUUUGAAGAGAUGGAAUCUUCAUGGAAAAACCGUGUUAAAAAGAUCCAUCUAAAAGAAUCCUAUGAAGAGGUUGAUAAAGCAGCUGAAGCCUUAUCUUUAGCAGUUACAGAAGAUUUCCUUCCUAUAAUUUCAAGAAUAAAAGCUACCACAGCACCAUUUGGAGGUGUAAGAGGAGAAAUCACAUAUGCACGUGAGCAUAAAUCUGUUUGGUUUAAAGGAAAAAGAUUUGCUCCUUCUGUUUGGGCUAAUACCCCUGGAGAAGAACAAAUAAAACAACUGAAACCUUCUAUAGACUCAAAGGGUAGAAAAGUCGGAGAAGAAUGGUUCACCACAGUAAAGGUCGAAAAUGCCCUCACAAGGUACCAUGAAGCUGGUGCUAAUGCAAAGGCAAUGGUGUUGGAAUUGUUAAGGGGACUUUCUACAGAAUUGCAAGAUAAAAUUAAUGUUCUCAUUUUUGCCUCCAUGUUGCUUGUCAUUGCAAAAGCAUUAUUUGCUCAUGUGAGUGAGGGGAAAAGGAGGAGAUGGGUGUUCCCUACUCUCAUUCAGUCCAAUGGUUCCAAGGAAAAGGGAGAAAUUGAUGGAAUGAAGAUAACUGGUUUAUCACCCUAUUGGUUUGAUGCAGCUGAAGGAAGUGCUGUUGUUAACACAAUUGAAAUGAAGUCAAUAUUUCUGUUGACUGGUCCAAAUGGAGGUGGAAAAUCAAGUUUACUUCGGUCAAUUUGUGCUGCAGCUUUAUUUGGAAUAUGUGGAUUCAUGGUCCCUGCUGAGUCAGCAGUAAUUCCUCAGUUCGACUCCAUUAUGCUACACAUGAAAUCCUAUGAUAGCCCUUCUGAUGGAAAGAGCUCAUUCCAGAUUGAAAUGUCAGAAUUGCGUUCUAUAAUCACAGGAGCCACAUCAAACAGCCUUGUUCUUGUGGAUGAAAUCUGCAGAGGCACAGAAACAGCAAAAGGGACAUGUAUUGCUGGAAGCUUUGUUGAAACCCUAGAUUCAAUCGGUUGUUUAGGCAUAGUAUCAACUCACUUACAUGACAUUUUCAAAUUACCAUUGAACACUAACAAUUUAGUUUUCAAAGCAAUGGGAAGUGAAUUUGUCAAUGGUCAAACCAAACCCACAUGGAAGUUGACCAAUGGGAUCUGCAGAGAAAGUCUUGCAUUUGAAACAGCUCAAAGAGAAGGUGUCCCUGAAACAAUCAUACAAAGAGCUCAACAGCUUUAUGCCUCUGUUUACACACACAACAUCAAUUCAAACAAAACCUACAUUCACACAAUUCAAGAAUCAACGUCUUUUGUUUCUUCAAUUGUUAAUGAAUCAACUGAUCAAAUGGAGAAAGUUUUGAAGGAUUUGGAGAAAGCUGUGAGUUUGAUAUGUAAGAAAAGUAAAUCGGAAGUUUUGAUUAGAUGUGUUGUGAUUGCUCCUAGGAAACAACCACCUCCUUCAGUGAUUGGUGCUUCAAGUGUUUAUGUGAUUAUUAGGCCUGAUAAUAGGCUUUAUGUUGGAGAGACUGAUGAUCUCGAAGGAAGGGUUAGGGCACAUCGGGGAAAGCCAGGAAUGGAAAAUGCAACUUUUUUGUAUUUCUUAGUUUCAGGGAAAAGUGUGGCAUGCCAGCUGGAAACAUUGUUGAUUAAUCGGCUGCCUAAACAUGGGUUUCAACUCACGAAUGUGGCCGAUGGAAAACAUAGGAACUUUGGUACUUGUGAUGUUUCUGUACAAGAGGGUCAAGUGUUGCGCCACGCAAUACAUGUGCAUCGGUUUUUAAGUCAUAAGUUUUCUGAAAAACAAGCAGCUGCGAAGGGCCAAAUGUUGCGCGACACAGCAAUAAGUGGUUAG
This is a messenger RNA of Lactuca saligna, 3550 nucleotides long. The record is from the annotation of a GenBank genome assembly. NCBI's taxonomy places the organism in Eukaryota, Viridiplantae, Streptophyta, Magnoliopsida, Asterales, Asteraceae.